Molecule: messenger RNA, 3582 nt
Organism: Cordyceps fumosorosea ARSEF 2679
Lineage: Eukaryota; Fungi; Ascomycota; Sordariomycetes; Hypocreales; Cordycipitaceae
Product: leucine rich repeat protein
Exons: 1
Coding region: 1-3582 (1193 amino acids)
Source: RefSeq, a predicted model, not a curated record
AUGAGUGUCGACCGCUGGAGGCGCCGAGGCUCACUGGCUAGCAAUUCCGAUAAGCCUCUUUCGCCCUCCUUGACGCCCCAAGACUCGGAACAUGCUCUUGGCAAGAAACCACGCGUGCUCACAAAAGCGCUGCGCUCUCUCAGCAACUCGUCCAUCGAUUCUAUGCCUGCUAUACCGUCGCGAAGCUCUAGUUCACAACGACGCCUGCAAAAGACAACCUCGGGUUCCAGCUCCAUGAUCGAACGAUUCCACCGUCGAGUCUCGCGCGACUCUGCUGCCAAUUCGCCGACUGACAUCUCCCCGAGUCCCCUCCUGGACUCAUCGCACAGCUCCAUGCAAAUCGUCAAACGCGGCUGGUUGAGACAAGAUCCCUCUAGCCGCAAGAGUCGCUCCGAUUACCUUGUUCUUACGGACCAAUGUAUUUCGAGGUUUGCUAGCCUCGAGGCUGCCCGGGUUGUAUAUCCACAAAUUGCAGCUCAAGAAGAACCAGCUAUUGUUGCACGAUCCGCCUCAUCUGCGUCCAUCCCCAAGGCUAACGCUGCGGCGGAGAAUCGUCUCAAUAUUCCACUCAAUGCCAUGGUGGCUGUCUUGAUUGAUCCCUGCACUGAGCACGUUGCUGAGGUUUGGUGGUCAUUGCCUGCGCCCCGACUCGCCUAUUGUCGCACACAACUGUCUUUCAACACGCCCCAAGAGAGGGCUGAGUGGCACACGUUAUUGCACCGCGCCUGCAGACAGAAGUUGCGCGAGGGUCCUCUGGCUGGUAGCAUCCCGGACAAUGUUCUUGAACGGAUUCGCAUCAUUGUCCGCUCUUCUGAGACCGUCAGUGACGACUCUAAGAUAACCAUCUUCCCUGUCGUGCGCCGCCUCGCUUCUUCGCCAAAGGCUCCCGCUGAUGACAGUCCCAGCUCCAGUGACGGAGGCUCCUCUUACUAUUUGGCUAUCGGUCCCUUUUUAUGCUAUUUCAUUGAAAUUCUCAGAUCGGACCAUGCUACGCCCUCUCAUGACCUAAUGGCGAAGGUGACACCUUUUGGCAUCGUCACCCUCAGCAAAUUCCAAGCAUCCGUGGCCAAUCAUGAGCAAACUUUUGUCAUGUGCUUCCGAAUGCCCUUUGGGAAAGAAACCCGUCUCACGCUGGCUAGUGUCUACUACCGCCGCAUAAUCGAGACGCUUAUCAAGAUGGACAGAAUCUUGAAGCCUACGUGGCCCCAGCAUCUUCAGCAAGCCAUUUUUGACAUCCGUGGCCUCUCCCCCCCUUUACAACUCACCUCUGGCAACGACUUGGGUGGUUUCGACAUCAGCCUGCCUGCUUACUGUGCAGCCUUCCAAGUUCCCAUGCCAAAUUGGCGGAUUGACUGGAACACGCCAUCGCAGCCCUGCUUUUGCCUUUUGCCGGCUCAGGACAAGCCCUAUGGCCCCUAUCAGCUUUUGGCCGUUUUCAGGGCUCUGCGAUAUAAUGGGUUUUUUAAGGCAGUCUCUUUUGCCGAUGUCGACCUGACGCCCUUGAUCAUCACGCAGGACUUCUCGCACUAUGCCGAUUCGAUCGUUUACGCGUCGGCGAACCGUGUCCGUUUGCCCGAAGACCUCUCCGUCAUCAUGUCACAGUCAUCUGUUCUUGGGCGAGAAAUACACUCCUUACUUUUCGCCUCGGACUCUCUCCGAUCGAUCAAUUUGUCCAACGUUUUCGGCAUCUAUGACGCCAAGAAGCAUAAGAAGAUCGUGGCCGCUGAUGCCUCUGAGUUUGAACCGAGAACGAGCGAGCUGCUGCGCCCAAUCUCAGAACUGCUGAGACGGCAGCUGUCUCACUGCCACAGCAUUGUGCUAUCCCACAACCCUAUUUCUUCCGCCGAUGCCGAUGAAUUGCGUGAUAUUCUUACCCUUCCUCAUGUGCGACUGCGACGUCUCGAGCUUGCUCAAUGUGGACUUGGCGAGUUUGGCUUAUCAGACAUUUGGUCAACAUUGGACCAGCAAACGGAUUCUCUGGAAAUACUCGACCUGUCUAACAACCCGGGAAUUGUUCAGCUUGAAGUCGUUUGUAAUACUCUCAGACACCUCAGUAGUGUCACCAAGCUUUGCAUUGCCCGGACCGUGCGUCUGGCGACGGGAGUAUCACUCUUCGAUGACGAUGCUCUGGUUACUUGGCAGCUUCAGGAGCUGGAUCUGUCUGGCAUGAUGAUUAACGAUGCUACCGUGGAAAGUCUUGCCAAGUAUCUGGCCGCCGGUGCCUCGCACGCUCUUCGCGUCUUACGUCUCAACUGCUGCGGGCUCAACGGAUUCCAGGUUGCACGGCUUUUGCGCAGCAUGGGGCCAGCCCGUGACAUGCACGUUCACAUGGACUCUAGCCGUAUCGAUGCCGGGGUUGAAGAUCUGUGCGAUGUCAUUGGUACCGGGCUUGCUCCGCAGGGCCUGUUUCUGCAAAAUAUUGAUUGUGCUCGUGAGGAAAGCUAUGUCAAAGUGCUUCGCGCGUUGGCACUCAAUAGCUCCAUUGAGUGCCUCAGCCUGGCUGGCACUUCGAUCCCCGAUGCGGCUAGCGAAACAGCUUGCCAGGCUGUUUUCGACUUUUUGGCAAAGAACAACUCAGUUCGCUACCUGGACAUGUCUGGGUACGACUCCAAACUCGACGAGGGAAGGCUAGGCAGGGGAUUCUCACGCGCUCUCGGCGGUCUGCGCCACAAUACGCAAAUAGAGCAUCUCCGAGUCCGCAGCCAGAUGCUCAACAUCAACGUGGGCGAUUUUGCAGAGGCUCUCGCCGUGAACAAAAUCCUCCGAACUGUUGAUUGCUCCUCAAACGACUUCACACUGUCCAACCUGCGGUAUCUCAUCACCAAGCUCGAGCACAACAGGUCGAUUCGUAACUUCUCUGCGUUCAAGACGCAUGAACUUGACCGUACGAUAGCCAAGUCUAUCAGCGACGCAGCAGUUCCCGUGCCGACCAAACGGCCUUCCAUGAUGUCACGGUUUAAAUCUGAUAAGAACAGUCAACCUCAACAAGACGCAGCACUGAUUCAAGAGCUCAAGAGUGAAUGGGACCAUGCUAUUCAUUCUUUGCAGAGUAUCAUGGACGAUAACUUGCGAAACUACGUCGAUGCGACAAAUUUGGAUGGUGGAUCGGCGAGCCAAGCCUCUGCCGAGAGCGAGGCUGCGUUUGCGGCGGCCUUUGGUGGCCUGGCUGCGGAAGACUAUGAUGGGCUCAAGACCGUCACGAUCAGGCGCAGCGCUGACACAUCGCAACGGAUGAGUCUGCAUGCCCGUACUAGCUCUAGCAGAUCUACAGGCGAGCGACCGGACUCGGUUGGUUCGAGCGAAGCCACAGGAAGCCCGAGCAGCGAAGCUGGCAGUAGCGAAUCCGGCGCUGCGACACCGAUUGACGUCGACUGCGCAGUGGAUGUUGAACCAGCGGUUCGAAGCGUACAAGAACAGUGGCCUGUGUAUGGCGACAGCCCUGAGAAUAAUUAUUCUUUUGCAGAUGGUACAGAUGCGGAUGCUGGGCUCCAGAUGAAGCGCUAUCGACGAUUCCAAGGAGACCCAACAGACCGGAUUGAGGAAGAGGACCAUGCCCAUGAAGCGGACAAGAGCUCUCCGUAG